Molecule: messenger RNA, 2608 nt
Organism: Otolemur garnettii (small-eared galago)
Lineage: Eukaryota; Metazoa; Chordata; Mammalia; Primates; Galagidae
Gene: ZSWIM3
Product: zinc finger SWIM-type containing 3
Exons: 2
Coding region: 87-2207 (706 amino acids)
Molecular function (GO): zinc ion binding
Source: RefSeq, a predicted model, not a curated record
AAACCCACAUUGGGUGCCCUCUGACCCUUAGUGUGGUCUUGGCAACGGGCUGGGACCAACCCCUAGAGUGGGCUGAGGGGGCGGCCAUGGAGCUGGGCAGCUGCUUCAAGACCUAUGAGGACUUCAAGGAGUGCUUCAGCGCCUACAAAAGGGAGAACAGGUGCUCCUUCAUUCUCAGGGACUGCAUCUCUGUACGCUUCCACAACCUCAACCAUGGCACCUCCAUCCGCGAGGACAUCCUAUAUGUGCAGGUGAAGUUUGUCUGUAUCCGGACCCAGUCAAAUAGGAAGAGAACACGGGAGGCGGACGUGUGCCCAGCGUAUGUGCUCCUCAGGUACAACGAGAGGUUAGAUAGACUGUUCAUCAGUGAACUAAACACCCAGCAUAUGCAUGGUAACUCCAAAACCGCUGGUGCUGGAGGAGACACUGCUGGCAAAUCUCAAAAGAAAAUGUGCCUACAGAAACUCCAGCCUGUCCAACCCACAAUCAUUAAAGACCUUGACACUGGAAAGUCCCCUGUCGAAACGCUGUUCUGCCUAGAGAAUGUACAAGUGCCCUCGAAGCCAGAGCAGGAAGGCAUCACUCCUUCUGACCUGGCCAAGAUAGCAAAUGUGAUGAAGAACUUUCUUAAGGUAGACGAGGGUUCCAUGGCUUCCUUCAGUGUGGGUGACAGCCAAGACCUGGACCGCCUCAGCUUCCAGAGCAGCAAAAUGAGUGACCUGUUCAUCCGCUUCCCAGAGAAUCUCUUGCUACACCGGGUGGAGAAUGCCCAGGGCCACGUCCUCUAUGCUUUCUUGGUGGAGAACAAGGAACGGGAAGGUCGAGUGGUACACUUUGCUGUGCUCAAGGCGGAGACAGCCACCUCCGUGGCCAAGAUGCUAAGCAUCUUCACUGAGUUCAACUCUGAUUGGCCCAAGGUCAAGGUGGUCUUUGUGGACCCUUCAUUCCCUCACCGGGCCAUCCUGCAGGAGAUCUUCCCUGCUGCCCGCAUCCUCCUUUCCAUCUACCACACCACCCGCCUCUUGGAGAAGAAGUUGCAUCGUAGUUCGGCAAAUCCAUCUUUUAAAAGGCUCAUGAAGGAAGCCCUGCGGGAGGCUGUGUUUAUCACUUCUGAUGCCAGCUUGAAAAAUCUCUGUCAGAUGUCCCAGGCCCUACUAGAUGAGGAUCUCUUCAACUUCCUACAGACCCACUGGUUCACCUGUGAACUGCUGUGGUACAUGCAUGUCAGGAAGGGCCUGCAUGCGUGUAACACCUACAUGGACAGCCUAGAUAUUGUCACCAGCAAGGUGUCAAGCCUGUUCCGGAAACAGCAAUCCCUGCUGGACUGCAUCCUCUGCUUUGUAGAUUACAUUGACUUCUUUAAUAUCAAAGGCUUGAAGAACUUGCCCACAGCUCCUCCCAAGUUAAAGAGAGCUCGGCCAGCAAGCAUGGGACCAAAGUCUAAGAAAGCUUUUGGAAUCUGUGGGGGGACCCUCACCAGAGUCCCUGUGGAAGAGACAAAACCGAACUCACAGCAGGUGCAGCUGGAGCAGCAGCCACAGGUGCAGCCCCCCCAGGCUGGCAUGUUAGACACCUUGCACCAGACUGGCUCUGAACUAGCUUAUAAGCUGUGCCACAAUGAGUGGGAGGUGGUACAGAACUCCACCCACCUGGUGGAAAUGGCUGGCUCGUCAGUGGACGUGCAGCUGCUAGAGGACUCCCACCAGGUUAGCAAAGAUGGCUGUAGCUGCAGCUGUUACUUUCAGCAAUGGUACCGCCUGCCAUGCCGGCACAUUUUGGCCCUGCUGCACACCAGCCAGCAGCCGGUUGAUGAAGCCAUGGUGUGUCGCAGGUGGCAGAAGAAGUACCAGCACCUCCUUGGGCCCAGUGGAGAGUUGCAGGACCAUAGUGUGGUCCCAGACACAAGCCAGCCUGAGAGGGAGGGACGAAACAACAUGAUUCAGGACCUAAGCAGGGAGCUGGCAAACCUGCUAAUGCAGACUGAGGGGCCAGAGCUGGAAGAACGCUAUUCCACCCUGCGCAAGAUUGUGGACAUCUGGGCUAACCCAUGUCAGCCACCUGAGUCCAAUCAGCAGCCAGGAGAUUUCAAGGACGUGGGCUGCCUCCCUUUCCUCUGGGGAAAGCAAGAGGAAGGGGAAGGACUUCCUUCUGCUGCAGCCUUGAUUCAGGACGCAAUAAUACAUGGGACCAAAAAUCCCUCUUCUUAGAAGUUUGAGAGUUCAAAGUGGGCAGGACAGGCUAGGGUUCAGCAUUUUAGCUAUUCCCUUCCUAGGUAGGGCUGGGAAGACUCUUACAAUAGGGGGAGAAAGAACCCCACUGUGUAACAGUCCUUUCGAUCCUACCUUUGGAUUCCUUGGGACCCUCAUUCAAUGUUCAAGGCCAAAGUUAUCUCCAUGCUGAAAGGUCACCCAUCUGUCUCCACCAACCUCUAAGAUCAGAUCUUAUUCACCUUACAAAGAUGAACCCCUGCCCCAGGAUAGGGUGAUACACAAUGGGUCUGGUAAAAGGGCAUGUUUUCAGGGACAGAGAGAAGGAGGAGGGUGAUCUUUGGCUGUUGCUGCUGUUUAUGAAAAGUCUGUUAUUUGUUACUAUUUUUAUUUAUAUUAAA